Molecule: messenger RNA, 2961 nt
Organism: Nelumbo nucifera (sacred lotus)
Lineage: Eukaryota; Viridiplantae; Streptophyta; Magnoliopsida; Proteales; Nelumbonaceae
Source: RefSeq, a predicted model, not a curated record
AUCGGACGUCUAUUUCUAUAAUUUUCCACGCUAUCCUACCUUACGACUUUACCGCCUCGUUCGGAGCUCUGAACUGAAGCAACUGAGCUAAAGGGGUUGAAAAGAAAACACAAAAUUGCAGAUGCGUCUCAGAUAAUUGGCAUUAACAAUGACUAGUGAUACGCAUGAUUCCACAACAAAGCCCGUUUCUCAAUCAAUGAACAUGUCGAGCCAAUCUUUGUCGGGAGUCAGCAUGACAACUCCCCCAUUUCCUGGAGUUGGUGUUCCCGGUGUCAAUUAUGCUAUAGCUUUGCAGCAGUACUACUUUCAGCAGUCACUACUGAAUCGGCAACUAGCAGCAAAGCAACAGGCUGUUGCACAUGCAAUGAGCAUCAAAGCAGCUGCUGAACAGGCAGCAGCUCGUGCCGCUGAGAUUAGCAAGCUUUUGACAGGUGAAACUAAUGAUACCCCGAAAGAAAAAGUCGAUUCCCCCAAAAGGGAACAUUUUGAAUCAAAAUCCGGUUCUCGGUCCCAAUCUCCGAGGUCUUCAAAGUCAAAAUCUGUAUCUCCUCCAAGGAAACAGAGUAUCUGCAUGGAACAAGAAGAAUAUUCACCAAAAGGUCGCAGCAGAUACAGAAAUCAUAGACAUUCCACUUAUUACUACCAUCAUGACAGGGACUAUCCUAGAUCAUAUUACAGAAGGGGUUCAGACCGUUCACGUGGAGGAAGAGAUUACUUAUAUUACCACAGGAGUAGAAGCAGGAACAGGAGAAGGUCUAUGUCUAUAUUACGCUCUAUAAGGCGCCGCCAUGAUGACUCCUCUUCUCCUAGGCGGAGGCAUAUUAGAUCUCCAUCCCCCAGGUCUGGACGAAAGAUGUCUUCAAGAGUUUCAAGCAGGCAUGGUAUUUCUAGAAGUCCCAUUAAGAGCAGUAGCACCAGCCUGAGUCCUCAGGGUGCAAGGGUUACCAGUCUAAGAAGGCCAACAGCCAGCAUAAGUUUGUCAUUUUCAGGAAACAGUCCAAGUCAUGACACCACUAGUCCUUUGGCAAAUCACAGUAGGGGUGAUCGUGAUGCUAGCGACAGUGAAACUAAUAGUGCACCUAAACCAGAUUUGAAGCAGCAGAAAAAGGAAUGUACACCUUUGAAUGUUCAGUUAACAAGGAAUGAAUGUUCUAAUUCUUCAUCAAGAUCAAGGUCCAUUUCCACUAACAAUUCUGGUGAAAGAAACGUUAUAGAACCCAGAUUUAAGAAAGCUAUCUCUGGUAAGUAUGCCUCUGUCAAUGAGAAUGAUUUACAUUCAUCCAGAUCUGAUGGAGAGUCAGUUCAAAGAGCCUCUGGUGCCACUGAUGAACGAGAUUUAGCAGAUUCUGCUCAACCAAGGUCUAAUCAUAAUACAGUAUAUCCAACUAGUAAGUUGGAUCACAACUUGUGCAAAGAAGAUAGAAUUGUUAGCAGCAGAUUUGAUGAUGGCAGUACUCAAAGCAAUGAAAUAAAGCAGCACGAUUUGAUGAAAGGGGUACAUGAGAAGGGACAUAUGGAGCUUUUUUGUGUAAACAGGCCUUCUCCAUCUCCAGAAUAUUCUCCUCUUUAUCAUCAGGACAAGAAGCGAUACUCUGUCAAGGAAAAAGAAAAUGAUGCUUCUGGAAACCGUGUGGAAGAAAAGAAAGAUGACAGGAAAAAGUUUAAACAUGAUCAGGGAACUUAUUCAGAUCAUGCAACAUUUGUGGAGAAUGAUGAAAAUGAUAACAACAAUCCCAAAAGACAAGGGGACCACUCCAGCCAUGAUGUAGACUUAUUUGAAUACCCGGAUAAUCCUGGUGAAUGUGCUAUUUUUCCUUUACCAGAAGAUGAUAAAAAUGUGGAUGAUAGGUUCCAGCAUUGCAAGAGGCUUGGGGAGCUUAGUCAAGAGCAAGAAUAUGAUAUAAAAUCCCAUACACUAGCAUCUGGUAAUGUAGUCACCAAGCAUGUUUUAAGGAGUCCAGAUGCAAGCCGACAUCCCAAAGGAUCUAAACAGCAAUCAAGGUCCAGGGAGAGAAGAAAUCAUGGCAAGCACCAUAAAAGGCAUCAGAACGAUGAAUCUGAAGAAGAUGACUAUGACAGAAAAGAAGAGCGAAACAAGUGGAAAUUGAGAAAAUGUGAUAGGAAGGAUCAUAAGAGGCAUCAUAAAAGUCACAAAGAAAGGGCAAGGAGGAAAAGGAAGCAUAGAAAAACAUCUCCUAGCUCAUCUGAUGACUCUUCCUCAUCUGACAAUGAUGAGUAUACAAAAAAGAAUUACAAGGCUCCUAUCAAGAGAUCCACUGAUUCAAUCAAAAAAAGGAGACAAUCUCUAUCUUCAUCAACUAGUUCAAGCUUGUAGUGGUCAAAACUUCGAAGUUCUGAGUGAUCUGAAAUAGUUGGUUUAAUUGUCUGGUGGGCAUCAAGUACAUCUUUUCUCCAUCAAAUUUUCAGUGGAGCUCAAGGAAGUUGAUGAAGAGGAUAUGGCAAUACGCUUCUCCAAGGGAGAAAACUACCCUUUCAAGCCAAUUAAGUUGAAAGGAAGAAAUCGUUCAAAUUGCAGUUUUUACAAUCUUUCUGUUCUCUUUUGGACUAUGAUUCGUUGUUGGCUUAGAUAUAGACUUGAGGGUGGAAGAACCAUCUGUAAGAGAGGGCCUGCAUAAUGAAGUGCCUGGUCAAACUUCAAAGAUUUGUUACAGCAUUGUCAUUCUGGAAGGUGAAGAAGCCCACAGCAACUGUCAAGCUACCAGCCUACCACCUGAUAUUAUUGCAACAUGUGUAUCCCAUAUACAUUUUGUUCGUAGUUAAAUUCUUGAUGAAUGAUAACGCUGACUAUAUAUGGCUCAUCUUUCUCUCAAAUUCGAUAUUGGUCCUCCAACCAUCCUCCAAGAAGAAUCACCUGAAAAGUUUUAAUACCACUCUUGUCAGCAUAUUUAGAGGACAUAAGUAUCCUCUAUGCUUAUUCAAGAUAGUCAUCCUCUUGGUUCA